Molecule: messenger RNA, 908 nt
Organism: Paramecium octaurelia
Lineage: Eukaryota; Ciliophora; Oligohymenophorea; Peniculida; Parameciidae
Source: the annotation of a GenBank genome assembly
AUGGAGAGGGAAUAGAAUGUUGAGAAUAAUGGGACUAGUUUCAGUUUAGUGAAAGAUUGUAUAUAAUCUAAGGAUAUUUAAGUUUUGAGAAAAAGGGGUCAAAGAGGACCUACGUUGAUAAUGAAAGCAUAAGAUGGUUAAAAGAUGGGAGGCGGGAUACAAUUAUAACAUUCUGGUAGUCAAAACAAUAUUCAAAAUUAGAGUAACAGAAAUUUACCACCUAUUGUUGUUUAUUAGGCAGAAGAGAGUGUUCAUUCUAAUAAUUUAAAGGAUGAUUCAUUUUUUGAUAAAAAUUAAACGAAUCUUCUUCAUGAUCUAUCAUAAAAAUUAAGAAGAGAUCUCUAUAUUGAAAUAUUAGAUGAAGCACCAGAUUAUGAAAUUGAAAUUGAAAAAAUAUAAUUUGAUGAAGAUGAACAAUUUCAAAGUGAAGAUUUAUAGUUAGAAAAAACUAAAUUCUAUUUAGAUUUCAAACAUAAUUAAAAAGAACUCGCAUAAGAAUUCAUGGAUUAGAAAGAGGGUAUAAAUAUAGUAUUUAUGCUUUCUCUACAUUUCAUUUAGUUCAUAUCGAAGACUGUUACACUAUUGUAUUUGUAAGAUUAAUAGAAUUGGGUUCUAGUAUUUGUAAUUCGAUUUAUAGUUUCCAUCUUGUUAUUGACUUUGGCUAUUUUACAACACAAAAAGUUAAAGCAUAGAUUUUAUAAAUAUUAAUACUUUUUAAUAACUUACUUUGGCAUAUUAAUUAGUAUUCUUGUAGAAUUCCUUUUGAUGCCUGAGAAGUCAGUGGAGUUAUAAGCAGCAGAAGGAAUUCUAUUAAUUUGUUUCUUCUGCUCACUUUCAAUUAUCAAGAUUAAAUACAAGGUUUAUUUUAAUCUUUGUCUUUUUAUCGCAUAAUUAUUAAUAGUAUUGAU